Messenger RNA from Pseudophryne corroboree (corroboree frog), 5615 nucleotides. It is a transcript of the gene BTD, whose product is annotated as biotinidase. Gene Ontology annotation, biological process: biotin metabolic process. The coding region runs from base 193 to 1749 and encodes 518 amino acids. Lineage: Eukaryota; Metazoa; Chordata; Amphibia; Anura; Myobatrachidae. The transcript is spliced from 4 exons. Gene Ontology annotation, molecular function: hydrolase activity, acting on carbon-nitrogen (but not peptide) bonds, in linear amides. The record is from RefSeq and is a predicted model, not a curated record.
GAAUGUAGCCGGGGUCGUGGCCAGACCUCAUCGUACCAAUCACACGCCGGGGGUGGUCCGCUGCUGCGAGCUGUGUGUACUGGGGCAUGUGCUGUCCCGGCCGGGGAUUGGGAGGAACGGCGACUUGUGCAGAGUGCGGGACACGCCCGGUGUGACUGAGGGUGACCGGCGGCGGCGGGUAGAGUAUUGAAAAUGCUGGCAGUAAACUUCAGGCCAAUUAUUGUGGUUUGCUACCUCUGUUCCAUGGUAGUGGUCCACGCAAUAACACACUAUGUGGCUGCGGUAUAUGAGCACCAUGUUAUAUUGAACCAGAACUCUUCAGCUCUGACAUCCCGAAAACUUGCCUUGGAAUUUAUGUCCAAAAACCUAAAUAUAUAUGAACAGCAGGUUUCUGCUGCCGCUGAAAAGGGUGUCCAAAUCAUUGUCUUUCCAGAAGAUGGUAUCCAUGGUUUUAACUACAGCAGAUUGUCCAUCUACCCAUACUUGGAUUUUCUUCCCCCUCCGCAUUUGCUCUCAUGGAAUCCAUGUCUAGAGCCGGAAAACUUUCAAGAUACAGAGGUUCUCCAGAGACUUAGCUGCAUGGCAGCAACUGGUGAUAUGUUUGUAGUUGCUAACCUUGGAACUAAGGUGCCCUGCCAGGCAAUGGACCCUCAUUGCCCUCAAGAUGGGAGAUACCAGUUUAACACAAAUGUUGUGUUUAGUGACAAUGGCACACUGGUGGCCAGCUACUUCAAACAAAACUUGUACUUUGAAAUUGGUUUUGACACCCCUCCGGAUGUCCAGCAUGUGGUCUUUGAUACCCCCUUUGCUAGGUUUGGUCUCUUUACUUGCUUUGACAUCUUGUUCUAUGAACCAGUUGUGAGUCUCAUUGAAAAGCUCCAGGUGCAGCACCUCCUGUACCCAAUAGCCUGGAUGAACCAGUUGCCACUUCUGUCUUCAAUUCAGAUUCAGAGAGCCUUUGCUACAAGGUUUAACAUUAACAUCCUGGCAGCAAACAUCCACCACGCAACACUGGGUAUGACUGGAAGUGGCAUUUUCAGUCCUUUGAGGUCUUCCUACAACUAUGAGAUGGCUGGGGAGAGAGGUCAUCUUAUAGUAGCUAGGGUUCCAGUAAACCCAUCAGAAGAGCUGUCCCUUGAUGGCCACAAUGACCUUGAUGGCCACAAUGAACCGGAUUCAUUCGUGAACACUUGGACAAAUGAAGGUAGUCACAAAUUUACUAGUGCACAGGUCUGUGAGAAAAUCAACAAUCUAGAAGAUUUCAGGAAUUCAACAGAACAAACGAACGUAAAUGUGUUUUAUGCAGAAAUGAUGUAUGAUAAUUUCACUUUCACCCCUCUUGAUGGGAACAAGGGGAAAGUACACAUCUGUGCAGGCACACUCUGCUGUUACCUUACGUACAUAAAACUCAGUCUGUCCAAUGAACUGUAUGCCCUGGGGGCAUUUGAUGGUCUUCACACCGUGCAUGGCACAUACUCCCUACAGAUCUGUGCCCUGGUGAAAUGUGUGGGACUGGAUGUGAAAACCUGUGGUCAGGAAGUGACUGACGCAAGCAGCAUUGUAACCUUCCAGCUCUGGGGAAACUUCAGCACCAAAUACAUUUUUCCUAUGUUGGUAACAUCAGGAGUUACUUUACAGUUACCAGACCACUGGGGCUGGAAAGACAACUAUUGCUAUAUGAAUAAAACAAAAAUGGGGUUGGGGCUAGUGACGGCGGCAUUGUAUGGGAGAUACUAUGAGCGAGACUAGAGUUUAAACGGAAUGUUAACUAGACUUUCUCAGUAGUUCACUAGAAGUGGAAUAGGGAGGCCAUUCAGUCUCUGGAUUUAUAUAUAUAUAUAUAUAUAUAUAUGUGUAUAUAUAUAUAUAUAUAUAUAUAUAUAUAUAGUUCAAAAAAAGAGCCAGCACACAAUUUUUAUUAAAUAGUCCAAAAGGUCAGUUUACUUAAUCAUAUUAGAAAAGAGUCAAAGUCACAAAGUGCAAGGCAUUUCCAGUUUUCACAGUCCAUAAAGUGCAAAUGCAAGUAAAGAUAAUACUUAGCAGCCAAGAUGGUCUAAUUGAAUGCCAGUUGCUAGGGGUAACAACUUGCUGGAAAAAUGCCAAAUCUGCGGUCCGACAGCCUGUUCAGGCGUGCGCCUCACGCCUUCAUCAUUGACAGAAUUGCAGAUAGGGCUGACCGGUGCUCAAUAAAUACCUUGGCUAAUCAUUUAAUAAUAAUGUAAUGCAGCUCACCUGUACACACCAAACUUUGCUACAAUGCUUUCCAUUAUCCAGAGAAACAGGAAGUAGGAACUGACAUCUUAUCCCCCAUAGACUGCAACACAUUGAAGGAACUGAGGGCGGAAGUAGAGGUGCUGGCACAAGUGCCAGUACCGGAAAUGAUGCUGCCGGUAACUUAGCAACCAAUUAGCGCUAUACAGAUUGACAAAAACUGUCACAAUCUGCAGAAAAAGGAUUACAAAAAUUCUAAAAAACAAAAACAAAACAGUAUUAAGUUGAGUACCGAUCAGCCUGUGAAAAACAUACACAUAAACAAUCAAUACAAUGCAAAGCAGCAGCAAAGAUAUAAAGGAGACAGUGUAUGUGAGAACAUCAAAAAAACACUGUAAACAAUAGCAUAUGCAUUUAAAGGGAUAGUGCAAGAGAAAAAACAGUAAACAUUUCAUCCUAUAUAUGCAGCAUAAUCACAGGAAGCAUGUGAAUGAGAAAGCUUCAUUCAGUCCUAAUGGUGAUACAGUUUUUUAAUUUGUCGAUCCAGUAACAUUCCUUCUGCAGAAGCAGCUUAUUCCUGUCACCACCUCGCCUAAGGGGUGGCACACAGUCAAUAGGCAUACAGCAGAAAUCCUGUAUGGAGUGUCCGACCGACACAAAAUGUUUAGCCACUGGUGGUGUGUCCGCAUCAACUGUAUGUUGUGCCUUUUUUAUUGAUGACCAGUGCUUUCCGAUUCUUUCCUUCAGGCAACGUAUGGUUUUACCUAUAUAAAGAUAAUUACAGGUACAUUUAAUCAAGUACACGACAUAAUGACUGUCAAAGUACAAAUUAUGUUUGAUUUUAUAUCUGAUGCCACUAAACUUUCACCCACUAACAUGUAUUGGCAAUUGACACAUCCAUGGCAGCGGUAUGCACCCUCUUUAGGUUUCAGCCAAGUUUUAGGCCUAAUCGGACCAAUGUCGGUCUUUGAAAGAGUGUCCUUUAAAUUACCACUUCUCUUAUAACAGAAGAUUGGACUCCUACGACAUAUAGGGCCCAUAGUACUGUCCGCUUGUAGUAUAUGCCAGUGUUGUAACAUGACCUUUUUAAUAUGGUGUGAGGCUAUUGAAAAUGUUGAGGUAAAAACCUUUACAUCCUUUAUCCUCCUUCAUCUUGUCACAAAGAAUCUCUGCACAGUCAAUUUCCAAGCAUUUUUGUAUUGCUCCAUCAAUUUUAGCUUUUUCAUAGCCCCUAUCUCCAAAUCUUUUGCCCAUAAUUGUAAGUGCCUCAGGCAACUCAUCCUUGUUCGAAGUUAUGCGUACUACACGUAACAAUUGAGAGUAAGGCAAGCCACGCUUCAGUGGCAUCGGAUGGAAACUCAGCAGACAAAAUUUUAUUUUUAUCAGUGGCUUUUCUAAACAUACUGGUAGAAAUUAACCCUGCUUCCACAGGGAGACACACAUCCAAAUAAUUUAUCGCGGUGAGACUAAAAGACAUUGCAAACCUGAUGCUGGAGUCCAAGAAAUUAAGUUCAUCAAUGAAUUAAGUCAGGAGAUCAACAGGGCAAGUCCACAUUACAAAAAGGUCAUCUAUGUAUCUUACAAAAAAAAUGUAUAUGUUCUGAAUAUUUCCAAUUACCAAAAUAUAUCUGAUUUUCAUACAUGUGCAUAUACAAAUUGGCAUACGCCGGGGCCAUAUGUUCGAGCCCAUAGCGGUACCCUUUAGCUGCAAAUAAAAAGAAUUUUCAAAAAGAAAACAAUUUUUUCGUAAAAUAACAUCCGUGAGCAGUAACAAAAAUUCAACAUUAGGACCCUCAUAGUGUGGACUGGCCAUGACCAAACUCCUGACUGCCCGUAUUCCAUCCUGGUGACCAAUAUUAGUAUACAAGCUUGUCACAAACUUGACAAGCACACUACCCAAGGGUUACUUACCAAGAUUAUUACACUUGUUCAAAAAGUCGGUGGUAUCCUUAAGAUAGUAAGGUGUGUUCUAAACCACUGGCUGAAGCCAAAAGUCCACAAAUUGGGAGAGGGGUUGGCAGAGGGACCUACAAGACGAAAAUAUGGGCCUCCCCGGCGGCCUCACCAAAGUUUUGUGGACUUUGGUCAAUAUGUAAAUAAGUGGCGUUCUAGGGUGCGUCUGAGUGAGGGACCGUGCCUUGGUGUCAUCUAUCCAACCAUUGGCUACACCAAGCCCAAUGACAUUAUUAAUGUCCUUUUUGUAAAUGUAAGUGGGGUCAUAGGUAAGAACCUUAUAACAUCCAGUGUCACAUAAUUGUCUUUUAACUUCAUCAAUGUAAUCACUGCGAUUUAAGAUAACUAUACUGCCCCCUUUAUCAGAGGGCCUUAUAAUUAUCUUUGUUUUCACUUAGGUAUUUCACAGCGUCACUCUCCUUUCGAGUCAUAUUAUGGUAUGAGAUCCUUUGUUCAUCAAUAUAAAUCAGAGUAUCAUGCUUUACUAAAUUGAUAAAGGUUUCUAUUGAGGCAUUUUUACCUGGUGGAUCAAAUGUACCUUUAGGCUUAAACAUUUUGCCACUCAUUUGGCCUGUACCUUGUUUAGCGAAAUAAUCCCUCAAUUUAAGAUUACGAUGAAACCUAUACAAUUCUACGUUAAAAUCAAAGGAACUCUGUAUGUGUUAACAAAGGACAAUCCCUUAGACAAAACAGCCAUCUCAGUCACGGUAGGGGUAUAAUUAGAAAGAUUAAAUGUAACUAGUUCCUUUUGCCUUUGGACCCCUUGGUGUUUACUUCUUUUAAGUCCCUGUCCACAGGGCCUCGACCUUUUUGUUCUUUGUAUUUGCUCCUGGUCACUGAUCCCCCAAAAAAAGAUUGAUCAGAGUGGGAUUGUGACUGAUCUGUGUCACUUGCUGAGGUCUGUCCCUCAGCUUCAGAAUAUGAUCGCUCACCCCUAGUCCUACGGGGCUUAUUACCACCUCUCCAUCCCUGUCUGAAAUCACCGCCCUGUAACCAACCAUACACCCUCAGUUCUUUAUAGUCAUCUUUUACACGUUUGUACUUAUUUUUCUUGAACGUUAGCAAUUCAGCAUGAAAAUCUAUAACACAUUUUUCUAAUUUGAACAACCAGUCAGUGUUUAUGUCUGCCUUCAAAACAUCUACACCAAUGCUCUCACAUGCACUCAUCUCCUUCUCCAGCACUUCCAAAUCUGCAUUUACUUGCUCAAUGAUUAGGAUCAUUAAUUGAAAUGAACAUUCGUUUAAAAUCUGGCACCAUUGCUUGCAAAAGGAGCUGUUUGCACGACCAAUUGUAGGCUGAUUUUGUAUCCUAAAUCCUCUAGGUAUAAUACGCUCCUUAUCUCCUUAUAAUAUUGUGAUAAUGUUAAACCAUGCAGGUUCAGCUCCACCUUACUCUUCAUUAACAUGAUUAUGUGCCAUGCACUCAUUGAAUCUGGAAUAUAAAAAGUUUC